This is a messenger RNA of Danaus chrysippus (African queen), 390 nucleotides long. The record is from the annotation of a GenBank genome assembly. Lineage: Eukaryota; Metazoa; Arthropoda; Insecta; Lepidoptera; Nymphalidae.
AUGAGUGUGUGGAAGGGAGACGGUGCGAAGGUCGGUGGAACCAGUUUGGCGGGACGGCGCAAGGUGCCGCCGAGUCGGACGGAACGAGAUCCUUUGUUUAAUUUACUGGGACGAAAUCUGGAAGCGAGGGUAGCUAGGGUUUCCAUAACAACACGCGCCCGGUGGUACUUCGGUCCCCGCUCCCCGGGCCCCCCUGCCGUGCCCCUCCCCCCGGCCCCCUCCGUCUCUGUAUCGAUCGCGUCCCUCUUCCCGCGCCACUCCAAAUCAAAUUACACGAGCCGAGCAAGCGGCUGCCGACCGCGUCCCGCACCCCUCGCAACCUCCGCACCCCUCGCACCCCUCGCACCCCUCGCACCCCUCACCGACUCAAUCAACUUUGUAUUGGCGUAA